GCACAGUCUCAGAGCGUAAACCACGAGAGUCAUCCAGUGCCUAGCAUGUCAUGAUGUUUCUGGCUGAAUGUGUCGCGAUGUCACAAGCCUUCUGCAUCGUGGAUGCUUGUCACUGUCUGCUACCGCACGCGACAAUUUAGCACAUGUCAAGUGCACAGUCUCAGAGCGUAAACCACGAGAGUCAUCCAGUGCCUAGCAUGUCAUGAUGUUUCUGGCUGAAUGUGUCGUGAUAUCGACGGCCUUCUGCAUCGUGGAUGCUUGUCAGAGUUUUCACUUUGUGCAGCCUGACAGUCACUGUCUGCGACCGCGCGCCUCUCUUCGGCCCUUGCAAGGACUGUGAGUACCUAGGUUUUGUUGUCCUAGCUGAGGCAGCAGAAUAUGGUGUAAAUGUGCAAUUCACGUAGGCAUAAGCAUGUAUGCUGCGUUGCGAAGGAGACGAAGACAGCUACAUCUGGCGCAGAGCACGACGUGGAUGUAUAUGAAAGUCUUCCCUUCACGCUGCUGCACAGUUCGCGUGCUUUUGCUGUCUCUCGUGACCUGACUGCCGCUGUUUCAUCGUGACUUACAGAGAGCCGCUUUGCUCUUGUGCAGUCAGACACAGGUCGACAACGGGAAGAUAUCGAAUUUGCGAGAAGUCACGCGCUGGUGCACAGGCGGUCUAGAUAUGAGGCAAACUAUUGACCGUGGCGUGGUCUUGCUACACGAUAGAAGUGCAUGAGGUACGAUGGCUCAGGGCUAGACAAAGGAUUGCAGGCGUGGCAGCGUGCGACAUUCGAGCUGUGCGAUGACAUGAGACGACUAUGAAGAGGACGAAGGAUGCGAUGUGGCAACGAGGCAUGAAGGUCAUGACGGUGAUGAGGACACAUGAAGAGCAAGGCAGUGGAGAAAGUCAUGAUCAUUGAAGUCAGCUACCUGUGUGGAAUUCAUCGGCAGUAUCUAAGCAAAGACCAAGCGCGGCACGGCAAGACAAGCCAGCGACAGCAACCGUGAGGCUGAAGAUGGUGUGGCAGAGGGCCACGACAAGAUGCGACGAUGAGAUCUGGAGAAGAGAUAAGUCAGCGAUGUUCAUGCAGGAAGAUACCAUCACCUGUGAUCGAGUCUGUCUUGGCUUCAGGAUGUGCGACGGCGAGGUCGACACGAAUCCCUACUGACACUGGACACCACGUGAAGGUGCAGACUCAUCGUCCAGCUGGGUCCCCCAGUAGCACCCGAAGAUACCACCAGGAUCAUUCCCAUGCGUCACGGCCUUGCGACCGAUCAGCUUGUCCGACACGAUGUCCUUCACCGACAAAGAGCGUAUGUUUUGCGAGGUCCCCAAUUAAGGUCGCCUCUGCGCCGUCCGCCUCGAAGUGGGAUCACCACAACUGGCAGUCCGCGC
Messenger RNA from Sphaerulina musiva SO2202, 1378 nucleotides. RefSeq lists its product as uncharacterized. The annotation marks the transcript as partial. The transcript has a single exon. The record is from RefSeq and is a predicted model, not a curated record. NCBI's taxonomy places the organism in Eukaryota, Fungi, Ascomycota, Dothideomycetes, Mycosphaerellales, Mycosphaerellaceae.